This is a messenger RNA of Anopheles stephensi (Asian malaria mosquito), 2874 nucleotides long. RefSeq names its product aminopeptidase N-like. The record is from RefSeq and is a predicted model, not a curated record. Lineage: Eukaryota; Metazoa; Arthropoda; Insecta; Diptera; Culicidae. Gene Ontology annotation, biological process: peptide catabolic process; proteolysis. Gene Ontology annotation, cellular component: cytoplasm. The transcript has 7 exons. The coding region runs from base 93 to 2801 and encodes 902 amino acids. Gene Ontology annotation, molecular function: metalloaminopeptidase activity; peptide binding; zinc ion binding.
GCACUGCCGGGAAGGGAUUCAGUCCGCGGGAUCACUACCGCACUUGCCGCUCGCUUGCCUGCACGUGACCAACCGUUUUCGGAACCACCAUAAUGGUUUCCAACAACGCUGCACUGUCCUUGCUGCUGGUGUGCGCGUUCGCUCCAGCCGCACUGUGGGCCCAAGCUACAAUAACGGCGUCGGUUGACCGUCACUCGCAACCGGGACGCCUCGAUCGCAGCAAACUGCAUCUGCUCCGGUACGAAAAGUUCAGUGAAAGAGGAAAUGCGAAGGAGCUGUCACCGUACCGACUGCCCAACGACACCUUCCCGGAGAGCUACACGCUGGAGCUUAGCUCCAACAUACACGCGCAGGACUUUAGCUACUCGGGCACGGUCGUGAUAAGGGUGCGCGUUCGACAGGCUACCCGGUCGAUUGUGCUGCAUUCGUUGCGCAGUACGCUGGUGCAGAUAGAGGUACGAAACUCCAACCAGUUGAAUGUGCCGAUUGUGACAACCGAGCAGGACCCGGAGCUGGACACGCUCACCAUCCGGAUGGGGACGGAACUGCAGCCGGGCAUCUACCAGCUAAUGGUCCGGUUCGAAAACACACUUCGUAGCGAUGUUGGUGGAUUUUACUGGACAUCGUACGGUGUUGGGAACGAGGUGAGAUAUGCCGCCGUUACACAGUUCCAGCCGGUCGAUGCACGCACGGCGUUCCCGUGCUAUGACGAGCCAGGAAUACGGGCCACCUUCACCAUAAGCAUCACCAGCGGCGUUGGGACGAAGGUUUACUCCAACAUGCCGGUUAAGUCGGUUUCGAUAAUUGGAAAUGGACUGAAGCAAACCCGGUUCCACACGACACCCAGCAUGUCCACCUACCUGGUGGCGUUUGCCAUUACGGACGAAUUUGCCAGCACACGGUUGUCGCUGCCGGCACCGCCGACCAACCUCCGGAUGGAGCUCAUUGCACCGCCAACCGCAUCGGACAGGGCGCAAACGUACGGGCUGGAGCUCGGUGGCAUCGUUAUUCGCGCGGUAGAGCAGUACUUCAACCAGACGUACGACCUGCCCAAACUGGAUCAGCUGGCCGUGCCGGACUUUUACUUCGCUGCUAUGGAAAACUGGGGCUUAGUCAUCUACGAGGAGCGGUAUCUGCUGUACGAUGAGGCGGCGAACACGAACCGCGAUAAAGAGAACGUCAUCGCGACCAUUGUUCACGAGUUUGUGCACCAAUUCCUGGGCAAUCUGCUGACACCGCACUGGUGGUCGGAUCUGGCACUGAGCGAAGGUUUCGCCACCUUUUACGAGUAUUAUCUUAGCAGCAUGCUGGAGCCGAAUAUUAGAUUUAUGGAAAAGUUUACCAUCGAAGCGCUCCAAACGGCACUGCUGCUGGACGCUGACAUCAGCGUGCGGCCCAUCUCGUACGACGUGCAGCGACCCGUCGAUAUCGGCCGUAUGUUUGACAUCAUCUCCUACCAGAAGGGUGGCAGCGUGUUCCGCAUGUUCCACUACGCUUUCGGCGAGCGGGCGUUUCAGAAGGGAAUGCGUCGGUACAUCAGCGCCAACAAAGGCCGAUCGGUCACACCGGAUGAUCUGUUCGCGAGUCUCGAGAACAGUGUACGGGAAGAGGCCGCGCUACCGCUUAGUCUCGAUGUAGCAACGGUCAUGAAACCGUGGAUCUACCAAUCGGGAUAUCCUCUGGUCACGGUCAAAAUGCAGGAUGGCGAAUUGACCUUCUCCCAGCAGCACUUCCUGUAUCCCGAGUCGACGAUCGACAGCAACCGCACCUGGUGGAUACCGAUCACGUACGAAAUCACACCUGGCGUGGCGAAGAAGUUUUGGAUGCCUCAGGGCACUUCGCAGGUGUCGCUGGAGGAGGCCGAGUUGCCGGCCGGCGGCUUCCUUUUAGUGAACCCGCAGCAAACCGGAUACUAUCGCGUUAACUACGACGAGGCUCUGUGGAUGCGUUUGAUCAGUCGGCUGAAGGAAGACCCAUCGGUCGUGUCACCGGUCUCUCGCGGCCAGCUGCUGGACGAUUGUUUCAAGCUGUACUACAGUGGGCGCGUAGCAGCUGGCACCAUGUACGGGUUGCUAUCGUAUGCCGCGAGCGAAACCGACGCCAUACCGUGGACCGUGGCCUUCGCCAACGAUAAUCUUGGAGUGUUGCGCGACGCACUGAUCGUGGACCGAUCGGCAUUUGAAGCGUUUUCGCGUUUUGUAACCACGCUUACCACGAACGUGUUCAACGCCGUUGGCUUUGAUGCGUCGCCAACCGAUCCUCACGAAACGCAGCAGCUGCGCCGCACCGUCAUCGAGUGGAGCUGUCGAUCGGGAUCGCUCGAGUGUCGCACUGAAGCGCUGUCCCGGAUGGUGAGCGAUCUGGCCGGAACGGUACUGUUGCCGUCGUACAUCAGGGACAGCGUUUACUGUGGAGGCGCAACGAUCGCCAGCACGGCACAGCUAGAGACUGUGUGGGCUCGUUUGCAGACGGUGACCGACGUCGGUGAGCGGUUAAACACGAUCGAGGCGCUGGCCUGUUCGGAGAAUGAACAGUUUUUGGACGAACUGCUCAACUCGAUCCUUACCAACGAGAAUCCAGGCGAAUGGGAGUUCAUACUGUCGGCCGUUUAUCGCAACUCUGCCAUCGGGUACGAAGCAUUCAAUCGUUGGUUGACCACCAAUUCGCUGCAAAUUUUACAAAGUAUCGGUACGGACCCUGCAUUCCUUAACAUUUUGGCCGACAUCAAUCAAAGGGAGGCCAGCGUGCAAAAGUUUGAUGAGCUGGUGCAACUUUUCCGCAAUUCUUUGCCCGCUCACUAAAAUUCAAUUAUUCAUGUAAAAUUAGUGUUUUUUAUGAAUAAACCGUGGAAAGAUAUGUGUUGUUUUACGUGUA